ACAGCAAUAUGUAAAGAUGUCAAAAUCGAACCGUCAACCAAAGUAUGUGUCACCUGCAACUUUUAUAAUUCACAUUCCAAAAACUAAGCACAAUCCAAGCAUUAUCAUAAUCUGGAAGUCAGCGUUUUAAUUUCCUGAAUAUACAUGCAAUGUUUGAAGUUAGUGUCAACUAAACGUAGCAAUUUCAAAUGUCUCACACAGGGCUCUGUAUGCCGGGGCGAAAUAUUAGUAUACUCUUAAAUUUAAUUUAUUUUGAAAAUUUUAUUUUGUGACAUUGGAUUCUCGUCGUCGUAUUGCUUUGUUCCUGUAUAUCUUUCAUUUUAAAAUCUCAUUGCAAGAUUCACAGAAUCCGGCGGACAGCCUAUCCUGCGGUUCUUCCUUCUCACAUGAAAAAUGUUUGUCGGUUAAUUCAGUUCAAUUAUCGAAAUGCAAGAGCUUAUAUCUCACAAACUGUAAAAAAUAUCGAAAAACAAACGAAUUCGUGAUCAGCAGGUUCAACUCCUUUAGAUUAGUCAAUAAAAUGCAAGGGCAAAAUUUGGCUGGAGAGGCCCUUUAAGUAGCAUAAGUGAAAUACAUUAUUUUGUAAAAUAUUGCUGCUUUUACACUUAUUUAUCAGGGAUGCCCCCCUCCAAACAGAAAGUUUCUCGGUCUUUGCUUCUAUCUCGUCCUUACUCUAAUCAAGGUCUCCGAAUGUUCGAAAUAGUUGGCGACAAGACGUAUCACGGUUUCACGGUUCACGUCCGAAGUCAGCCAGCAAAACAAAACAUUUCAAAUCAGCUAGAUUUCUAUAUCGUCGAUUAUUUUUCAAUUGUCUGUUAUUUUGAACUUUGUUUCACGUUGUUUCACUUGCGGCCAAAAUUCAACUAACUUCUGCUUGCUUAGACCACAAUUCUUUUAACUUACACAAUGUUUUGAAUGAAAUAAAGCAUAAUCCUGGUAACUGAAGUUGCCGUUGUACUUCGGUAAACUCAUUGUUAGCAACUUCAAUAAAACCAGUUAGGCAAGAGUGUGAAUCGCAAGCAUGGAAUAUUUUUUGAGGAAUUUGCAACACACAUGGUGUUAGAAAAGGGACAGAUAUCAUGGACUACAAUGCAGAAGAUGGCGACAAAGGAAUUCUCUUUGAUGCUAGCAAGGAAAAUGACUAUGGAUCCACGGAUGCUGCAAAUUCUUUUAAUGGAAGUUUAUCUUCAGGUGAGUACACGUUCGAAGAAGCAGUAGAGCAUUUUGGAUUCGGGAAAUUCCAGAUUCGACUUGGGAUUAGCGUUGGCCUAACUUUGGUUGCAGAUGCAGCACAGCUUCUGGCACCCGCUGUUCUUGGGUCUGUCCUCGAGUGCUCCUCGUGGCAUUUAUCAAAAGUAGAGGUUGCCUGGCUGACAACAAUUGUAUUUCUCGGUAUGAUAGCAUUUUCGUCAGCAGUCGGAUGGAUUAUUGACAAGUUUGGUCGAAAGAAAGGGAUACUUGUAACGCUUACUGCUGGAGCAGUCUUUGCAGCAUUGGGUGCAGUGGCUCCGAGUUACCCAUACCUUCUUGCAUCACGAUUUUUUGUCGGUGCUGCUCUUGCUGGUAGUUUACAAGUCUUCGGGUACAUUGAAGAGUUUCUUCCAGUUGGUCAUAGACGCAGGGCCAUGUUGACUCAACUUUUCUGGCCUCUGGGCGGUUUGUGGGCUUCUGGCUUCGGCCUUCUGAUGAUUCAUUACUUAAAACUUUCCUGGCAAUGGUACCUAGUUGUUCUCUCCGUUCCGUUAUUUCUCACCGUGCUUUUCGUCGUCCUUCUUCCUGAAUCCGCCCGUUUCCUUGGAGCUCUAGGCAAAUUCGAUAAAGUGCAUAAGAUUUUGACCAAAAUUGGCAAAGAGAAUGGCACUGGUCUACCUCGAGGAAAUUUGUCAACAGUAAGUUUAUGUUCGUAUUCUGAAAGCGACAAACCAGCUCCAAAGGCGGCAUUCGCUGAAUUAUUUUCGGGCCAAAAUCUGAAAACGACAUUGUUCUUAGCUAUUCUCUGGUUUGCCUCUGGCUUCUGCUACUAUGGAAUGGUACUUCUUGUCACAACAUUCGACUCUAAAGAUAAAACAAGCAAAUCAAACUGCAUACCCUUGGAACUUGGAGACUACUAUGAUCUGAUAUGGACAGGGUUUGCUGAGAUUCCUGGGACAAUCAUUGUCUUCUACGCUUUAGAGAAGUUUGGGAGAAAGAAAAGCUUGAUAGUGCAGUUUAUUAUAGCUGGUGCCUCGUUUAUCCCAUUCUACUUCAGAAUGCCGUAUGGUGUGUACUUGGCCAGUCUGCUGAUCGGCAGGGCAACAGCACAAGGUAUUAUCUCUGCGCUUGUCAUCUACACCCCAGAGGUCUACCCAACGUUUCUUCGGGGCAAAGGCAUUGGUCUCGCAAAUAUGUUCUUUAGAACUGGUGGUAUGGCAACCCCGUUCUUUUCGCAAGUAACUGUGCAUAACUAUUUUGACCUGACCAUUAGUUUCUACGCUGGCUUUUGCUUUUUAGCCGCCAUUUGUGCCUUUCUAUUACCAAAAGAAACUCAAGGUUUAGAGCUAGAAGACUGAUUUUUCUAUCACGAAUUGAAGUCAUUUGUUAAAAUUUACAGAUUUGUUAUUAGAAUCGUGUAUAUGUUUGUGAUUGUUCAAUUUUUCAGAAUUCUGCAUAUAGAAUAGAGCUUUCUUGGGUAACUGGUACAAUAUCAGCUUAUAUGGUAUCUAGGCAUAAAUAUAAACUUUUAUUGAUAAUUAUUUAUUCUUUGCAAAGCAAAUAGAAUUAGAUUGAUAACCUUGUUACUCGUUUGCAGUAUCUAAUUACUUUAAAAUUUGCUAUUUGCUUUAUAACUGUAAUUCGUUAUAUAAAGAAUUAUAUUUUAAUGGAGCAAAUACCACCAAAUACGAAGGAUUUGAAUGUCCCUCCUUUAGCAACUCUUUAAAACACUGAUAAGACCUUAUAUUUUUUUACAUUUAUAUUUUGAUAUGCGAUAAACGUUUUAAUUACCCUUUUCUGCCGAAUCCGAAUAGGUAACAUGUUUUCCUGGAUGUCAUAUUGGCAGGAGAAUGUUCCUUGACCCUAGGCGACCGGUGAUACGUUAAUACCGCCAAAAACUCCUCGACAUGUAUGACUUGACUUUCAUUUGAUUGUCCUAUCUGGAUUCGCUAAUUCGGCCGUUUUGUUCCAGGUGCACUGUGUUCCAGGCCUCGUGAUCAAAUCGUUUCUGGUCUUAUUUUUGCCUGGUGUCUAGCAUCUUACCCAAAAUUAUUAUAAUAGUUCAAUAACAUGAGUAGGUUUUGAAUCCGUAUUAUCAUCGUUAUACCUUGCUUACUCCAAUAAUUAGAAAUGAUAAUAAAGAAUCAAUCAUUUUUAGUCAGCAAGCUUCAUAGUGUUGAUUUUGUCUUAGGCCUAGAGGUCGAAUAAUUUCAUGUUAUCACUGUAGUUUUUUAUAAAGAUAUAUCUUUCUUCGUUUAAACAUGGCUCUUUUGCUCAUUGGCCCUGUAUAAUAAACACAUAGGGGAUCCAUAGACAGGUUAAUUAGACGCUCAUAGAGCAUCGUUUAUAACUUCGCUUGUUAGCAACUAAAUUCUAGAUCAUUUUCUUUCUAAAUUGACAUUCUAUGACGUAAUUGUUUAUAAUGAGGUGCUGCAUAUGCAUCUCGGCUCAGCUUUGCAACGAUUUUUCAAAGAACACCCUGCCUGUCGUUUAGGCCCCUUUCAAACGUUACUGAGCUUCGUACUUGUCGUUUUGGCCCCAUACAAACGUUGUCGUUAUUAAGAAAGUUUUCACUGGAGAACAGCAUGGUUAAACGUUUAUUCAUAGAGGAGGUAGUUUGCAUCAAGGAUGGCUGGCUAUCGUGUGAAAGAAUCGCAAAUUAGGACUAAUUCUUUGAUUUGUAACUGUCAGCAUCUUCAUAGGCGUAGCGUAUAGGGCGAGUUUAGAAAGAGAUUGUAUGGGAAUAUUUUUUUGCUUGAAUUCUUAAAUCUUUCCCGAACUCUUGUAGUGUAAAUAUUUCUAUCAUAUUAAAGCUAUCAAAACUAAUGAAAUCGAAUGAUUCAAAAUUUUUGACAAAAUAAGUUCAAAUUGUUCACACUGUCGUCCAAAAAAUUUCUUAGAAAGUUCUUCCAAUUUUAACCGGUUUUAGGUUGUUGUAAAACAGUCAAUGAAGCUGUUAACUAGGGCGGCCCAUAUUAGCAGUGAAACAAUCAACUCCAGCUGCAGGACUUAUUGGAAUUAAGAAAUUUCCCUUCAACAGUGAAAAAGGAAAUGCUAAGAAAAUCUUGUAUGGAGUUCGUAUAAAAACUGCCUAUAUACUAUACAGGAGAGAAGAGGAUGAAAAUAAUUUUUUUGUUUUACGUCCUAAUUUUCACAAUAAAAUCCCUUUUCUUGUCUUUCUUUCGAUUAUAAGGAGACGUACUGCAUAUGAUUAUGGGUAAAUGAUAAUUCUUCAAACUUAUACUGCCUUUCGGUCUUUAA
This is a messenger RNA of Rhopilema esculentum, 4452 nucleotides long. RefSeq names its product synaptic vesicle 2-related protein. The record is from RefSeq and is a predicted model, not a curated record. Lineage: Eukaryota; Metazoa; Cnidaria; Scyphozoa; Rhizostomeae; Rhizostomatidae. Gene Ontology annotation, molecular function: transmembrane transporter activity. Gene Ontology annotation, cellular component: membrane. Gene Ontology annotation, biological process: transmembrane transport.